This is a messenger RNA of Toxotes jaculatrix (banded archerfish), 5766 nucleotides long. RefSeq names its product calnexin (gene canx). Gene Ontology annotation, molecular function: calcium ion binding. The record is from RefSeq and is a predicted model, not a curated record. Bases 74 to 1900 code for a protein of 608 amino acids. NCBI's taxonomy places the organism in Eukaryota, Metazoa, Chordata, Actinopteri, Toxotidae. Gene Ontology annotation, cellular component: endoplasmic reticulum; endoplasmic reticulum membrane. The transcript has 15 exons. Gene Ontology annotation, biological process: protein folding.
GGUUCUGCCUCCCAAUAUCCCACGUGAUUCUCCUCAGUAGUUCCCAGGCGGUCAGAUCGGAGAUCCGGAGACUAUGGAUCAGAGGGUUGGGUUGUUCGUUCUUUUGGCGGUGGGCCUCCUCUGCUUCAGCUUGGCCCCCGUCUCUCGGGCUGAGGACGUGGUUGAGGACAGUCUGGAUGACGACGUGGACGUGGAGGACGAGCUGGAUCUGGGUUUGGCCGGAGCUGAGGAGGAGGAGUUUGAGGGGGACGCGCAGGAUGAGGCCCCACCUGCUUCUAAAGCUCCUCCUACACCCAAGGUGACCUACAAGGCUCCAGAGCCAAUGGGCGAACACUUCUUUGCUGAGUCUUUUGACCGGGGGACACUUGACGGCUGGGUGCUGUCCAACGCCAAGAAGGACGACACCGACGAAGAGAUCGCAAAGUAUGAUGGUAAAUGGGCGGUGGAGGAGAUGAAGGACAGUAAGCUGCCCGGUGACAAAGGUCUGGUCCUGAAGUCCAGAGCCAAACAUCACGCCAUCUCAGCCCACCUGCUACGACCUUUCACCUUUGACACCAAACCCCUCAUCGUCCAGUACGAGGUGAACUUCCAGUCAGGUAUCGAUUGUGGCGGCGCCUACGUCAAGCUGCUGACUGAGACUCCUGAGCUCGACCUGGACCAGUUUGUGGAUAAAACUUCGUACACCAUCAUGUUUGGACCUGACAAAUGUGGAGAGGAUUACAAGCUGCACUUCAUCUUCAGACACAAAAACCCCAAAACUGGAGAGUACGAGGAGAAGCACGCCAAGAAACCCGACGCUGACCUGAGGACGUACUACACCGACAAGAAGACACACCUGUACACACUGGUGGUGAACCCUGACAACAGCUUUGAGAUUCUGGUGGAUCAGACGGUGGUGAACAGUGGAAACCUGCUGACAGACAUGACUCCCCCCGUAAACCCCCCCGCUGAGAUUGAGGACCCUGAUGACCACAAACCCGAGGACUGGGACGAGAGGCCUAAGAUCCAGGACCCAGACGCCGUCAAGCCAGAGGACUGGGAUGAGGAUGCUCCCGCUCAGAUCCCAGAUGAAGAUGCAGUCAAACCAGACGGCUGGUUGGACGAUGAGCCGGAGUACAUCGGAGAUCCUGACGCCGUCAAGCCUGAAGACUGGGAUGAGGACAUGGACGGUGAAUGGGAGGCUCCUCAGAUCCCUAACCCCGCCUGUGAGACGGCCCCCGGCUGUGGUACCUGGAAACGACCGAUGAUCGACAACCCCAACUACAAGGGCAAGUGGAAGCCCCCAAUGAUUGACAACCCCAAUUACCAGGGCGUCUGGAAGCCGAGGAAGAUCCCUAACCCCGCCUACUUUGAGGACCUGCAGCCGUUCAAGAUGACUCCGUUCAGCGCCGUGGGACUCGAGCUCUGGUCCAUGACCUCUGACAUCUUCUUCGACAACUUCUUCAUCACCAACGACCGCAACACGGCAGACCGCUGGGCCACCGAUGGCUGGGGGCUGAAGAAGGCAGCAGAGGGCGCCGCUGAGCCUGGUCUGGCAGCUCAGAUGCUGAGUGCUGCAGAGGAGCGUCCCUGGCUCUGGGUCGUGUACGUCCUCACCGUGGCUUUACCGCUGGUCCUCAUCAUCGUCUUCUGCUGCACCGGCAAGAAGAAGAGCGCAGCGACGCCGGCUGAGUACAAGAAGACAGACGAACCUCAGCCCGAUGUGGAGGAAGAGGAGGAGGCUGAAGAGGCGGAGAAGAGCAGUCCAGCUGCAGAAGAGAAGAGCGACGCAGAGGACAGUCCUGAGAAAGAGGACGAGGAAGAAGAGAAGGACGAGGAGAAAGAGGCCAUGGCAGAUGAGAAGCUGGAGGAGGACGUUCUGCGGAGAUCUCCCAGGAACAGGAAGGUCAGAAGGGACUGAUAUCUCUGAAGCCAAAGCGCUGACCUGAACACCUCCCCCCCUCUCUCCCCUAAAAUACCCCCCUCCCCCUGUCCUCCUCCUCCUCCUCCUCUUCUUCUGCUCCUCUGCUCCGAGGUGAUGAAGCCUAAAUGGAUCCCGUGGAAGCAGCGAAGCCGACAGGAAACGAAUCAAGACAUGGACGCCUGACGAUGACGAUGACGAAGAUGAUGAUGACAGUAUGAACAGGACUGAGUUAGUGAGAUUAAAGGAGAUUCACUAAGAUUAACUAAAACUUUAAAACUUCCUGCAUCAUUCCUUAAUAUCAAGACCAGACUCAGAGCCCACGAGACCAACAUCUGCCCUGCCAGUCGAACCUCCUGUCUCCACCCUGAGCUAGCAAGUGCCCCGCUCUGCCAACAGCCUGUUAAACACCUGGUUAACAGGCAUUAGCCUAACAAGACCCUGCUUGGGCUACUAACAGGCUCUUAAUUAACCUACCAGCGUUCAGAUUAUAGGACAUAACCUGUCAGGAUUGUCCUGAAAAUGAUGAGGAAAUAAACUUGAGAUAAGUCUAGAUACAGUGAGGUGAGGUCUGCCAGACAGGCCUGUUAAACAGCCAGUAAACAUUAGGCCAGCACCAUGGAUUAUCCUACAGUUAACCCAGUGAACAUCAUGUUAAACAGCCUGACAACCUGUCAGUCAUCAGACAAACCUACAAACAGGAAACAGGAAAUCAAGCUAAUACACCUGUUAAAUGGCCCGUACACAGUGAAUUAGUCUCCUGACAGUCAGACGAUUAGCCAGCAAGCUAACAGUGUAGUAACCAUGUCAGGUUUUAGAUUAUUACGCCGACAGCAAUUCUCAGAAUUAUCCAACAACCAAAUGUUUCUGUAAAUUAGCCUUCCAGCAGGCUGCUAGUCAGACAGCUGACUUUAACUUGCCAGCAAUUAACAGGGAAGUAUCACUGGCCUUUGAAGCUCAUUCUACGGUUUAAAGCAGCCGACCGUCGUCCUCUGACUCCAGACAGUCUGCUAAUCAGCCUCACAGCAGGCUGCUAACAAGUCCACAAGUAAUCUACGUAAUUUAACACCAACUAGCGACUAUCUUAGCCUACUAACACCUGACUUACUCGUCUUCCAGGAGUCUGUAAAUCCGCUUGCUAGCAUCCUAAAGCAACCCACAACUUUUCGAUUAGCUAAUACUUCAAGAAAUGAAAUGGGAACACUCCAGCUGACACACACGUUUUCUUUCCGCUUCUCGUGUGUGUGUGUUUGUUACAGAUGUUAGCAGAUGUCUCCUGUGUUUUCAUGUGUGUUAUUGUCCUGAUGGCAGCAGGAGAGGUCAGAGGUCGGGAGAAGCUCAGAUAGCUUCCAUGUUUUCUUGUGGUUUACACUUUGUGGCUUGGAUUCAAAGCUCUGUUCAGGACAAACCGUUGUCAGUUAAAGGUUGUAGGUGUCAGGUGUUUACCUGGCGAUGAUGUCACAGACGGACGGGUUCAGACCGGUUCUUUCUUCGCUGUUCAGUCACUUUCAGUGAAAACUGUGGAGUCAGCGUGGUGACAGAUGCUGGCGGCAGCAGCAGCAGCAGACGAGCUUCUGACAUCAUAUUUGCUUAUGAAGCGUUCUCAGUGUGUUCAGAUUGUGUGAACACGACACGACACAGCUCUGAACAAACUCCAACAUCUCAGCUCCAGAGUGAUGAUGUUUAAUGAAACGUUCUUCACAGUAAAGCCACCGUCAGACCGAUCGAGGACAGGAGCCGUGUUUAAAAACCAUUUGUUUGGGCUCAUGAGCUAAAACCAGAUGACAGAUAAUGAUCAGAAUCCUCCUGGAUGAAUAAAGGCUUUUCACACAGCUCCUGUCCUCGCUCGGCCUCAGAGUGCCUGAAGAACCUUUUCUUUCCUGAGAGCAGCUCAAAGCCUCCUGGAUUCACCGCAGGUGUGAAACACUGAGCACCUGGCCUCUGUCUUUGUCUUUGCAGAAAGAUGAGUUCAGAGAACUGCAGAUAAUGUCUGAUGUGCUUUUCUCCUUCAUCUUACGGGAGCUGGAUUUGGACAACAUGGAAAACCUUACAUCAGUAAAAUGAGCUGUGGAGUUUGUUUGGACUGAAAGCUCCUGUGGGCAGACGGACAGCCACCCAGUCCCUCUCUUAUCAACCCCAUAUGAAAAGAAAAAGGCACUAAAGGGGAAAAACUCAGGCGCUUAACCUCACACCUGUCCGCCUGCUGCACCACGACGCCUCCGCCAAACCUCCUCCGAUCGCCGACGUCCUCCUGCAUGAAUCCUGCAUCCAUGUCGGAGUUUAGCCCCAUGUUUAAAAGACGGCACUUGAGCGUGAAGUUCAUUGUUAACCUGGUACAUUUAGUUCCACUUCCUGUCAGCCCUCAGCCACAUCUCUUGAUCUUUGUCGGUGAAUUGAGUUUUGCUGGAUUGUAAUCACGUGACCUAAGGGUCAAAAGAUCAGCUGAUGAAGACCUUUUGAUGAGGUUGAAAGCUCUGUAAAAGUAAUAGUAAGUGCAUCAGACAAAACAGAAACUCAGUUGUUGAAUUGAAAUCUUGCGUCACCACCUGAGACCACAGCUGAAAUCUUUACCAUCAUAACUUUGACUUGUGUCGGUUUCUGCUGCUGCUGCCGCCUGAUGAACUGCUGCUGACGAGACCUCGAUGUCUGAAUCCUGUCCCACGUAAAAACUCCCAAAUUAGGAGAAGACCAAAGUGGACAAGGAUCUGUUAUCAAUCAUUUAUUACACGUUUAUGUGCUGCUUAUAAAAACUAAAUUGGGAUAUUGAUUUAUGACCUCCUGACCUUGUUACCAUCAGGACAAAACUUCCACUUGUCAGUUCUCAGAUAAACACAAGAAAUUAUUCCAUGAACUUGUGGAGAUGCCAGCUCAGGCUCCAACACCUGGACUGUGUUCUUGUUCAUUAUGAAAUCAUCUGAGGAUUAUGAUGAAGAAAAAAAAGAUCACGUGCUGUUCAACGUUUAUUUCAGCGUGACUGAGCGACAGCGCUGUGCCGUCAUUUGAGAGAAACCUGAAAUAAAACUGGUUCUUGUGUGGAAAAGAAAACGAACGACAUUAGUCCAGUCUUGUAUCCGUGACGUGAUUGUUGAUGUGUCUGUUUUUGUCAUCCUUGUGUCAGACUUCAGUUUUACAUGCACUAAACUUAUUCUUCUGUUUUCUGUCGGUGAGUCAGCUCAGGAUUAGCAGGUUGACUGUGAGUGCAGAAAAAGCCAGAACAGAUGAGUUUAAGAGUGGGAGGUGUUUGUACUUCUGGCUGUCGGUGCGUUGAGAUUUGGGGCCUUCAGGUGAACUGGAGGUCCCUGCUUCCAUGUCCAGGUGACCUUUAUUUAACCUUAAUUUUCCCUCCUCCUCCUAUGGUGAACACAAGCUGCAUUAGUUAACUUUUGGCUGUACGCUCUGUUGCUUUUAGGGUUUUAUUUUUUCAUUUGCUGUCAAUCCAGUGUUUUGGGUUUCAGGAUGAAUCACAUCCAGCAGCAGCAGCGUUACAUUCCCAUCGAGAACUUCUGUUUCAGCCUCCCUCUUCAUCGUCCGCCCUCUUGUUUUAGUCUCUGAUUCUUUGUUUUCUCUGGUUGCGUCCAGCUGAAGCUGCCUAUAGCUAACAGACUGUAGACUGAACACUGUAUCUGCUGGUGAGAUUUUACAUGACUCUGUAACUAUUAACUUUUUAUUUUGUUGACUUUGUGUUAAACUAAUUGGUCGGCCCGGCCUGUUUCUGAUGUACACACGCUGUAGAGAGAUGGACCUGCUGACACACCGCAGGAAGGUCCAGCUUUGAAUACAAAUACUGUGAUGAUGGAGCCUGAUGUGAGUGUGGACAUGCAGUCAACAUUUGUUUUGAUGAAUAAAAAGGCCAAGUGGAAACUGAA